AUGGCUCAUUUUCUUCCAGAGGGUGUUAGAGAUGGAUUAGCUCAUGAGUUUGAGCGAUUGGAGCAAACGGAAGGUAUGACAGUUUCAGAGUAUAGUGCUCAUUUCACACAGCUCUCUAGACAUGCUCCUUAUCCUAUCAUUGAGGAGAUGCGUGUUAAGAGAUUCAUUAGAGGAUUGAAGGAUUACUUAUUUAAAUAUGUGGUUGGGUCUAAUUGUUAUACUUUUGCUGAAGUUUUGAGUUUGGUCCUUCAGAUUGAGCAACGAAGAAGGAUAAAGGAGGCAAUAGACAAAAUUCACGAAAGAAACAAAUGCUUGAUGGAUCUUACAAUAACUAUUCGAACCGUAGUGGUGGAUGUAUGUUUGGUUAUCAGGGGCAACAAAGACUCAUGUCUCAAAGGGGUGGUCAUAGUGGGCAGUCUUCUAGGACAGUUUCACAUCCAGAAUUGUUACAAAGAUGGUAAUGCUAAGGUGUGCUAUCAAUGUGGGAGAGAUGCUCAUGUUUUGUUUGAUCUUGGAGCUACACAUUCUUUUGUAUCCUCGUGGUUUGCUACUCGACUUGGUAAAUGUUCAUCUUUUUUAGAAGAACCUUUAGUUGUAGCUAAACCUGUUGGAGGAAAUUUGCUUGCUAAGUCGGUGUAUCGUUCUUGUGAUAUAAAUAUUGAUGGCAAGGUGUUGCCAGUAGAUUUAGUAGUUAUUGACUUGGUAGAUUUUGAUGCAAUUUUGGGUAUGGAUUGGUUGGCUUUGCAUCAUGCCACUUUGGAUUGUCAAAACAAAAUGGUGAAAUUUGAGAUACCAGGGCAAUCAGUCUUCUCGUUACAAGGAGAUCGUUGUUGGGUACCACAUAACCAAAUCUCAGCCUUGAUAGCUAGCAAGUUAAUGAGAAGAGGUUGUCAAGCGUACUUAGUCUUGGUAAGGGAUACACAAGUGGCUGAGGAGGAAUUGGAGAAAAUUCCAAUAGCAUGUGAAUUUCCAAAUGUUUUUCCUGAAGAACUUCCUAGGUUGCCACCGGAUAGGGAGAUCGAGUUCUCUAUAGACUUAGUUCCUAACACUGAUCCUAUAUCUAUACCUCUUAUCGUAUGGCCCCAAUAG
This is a messenger RNA of Cicer arietinum (chickpea), 1089 nucleotides long. Lineage: Eukaryota; Viridiplantae; Streptophyta; Magnoliopsida; Fabales; Fabaceae. The record is from RefSeq and is a predicted model, not a curated record.